AUGGCUACGAAUGGCAGCGGUUCUGGCUCUUCUCAGACCAAUGUUCCUCCCUUUAAUAGAGAGAGUUACAACCUAUGGAGCUUGAAGAUGGAGACCAUUCUCCUCUCUUGUAAUCUAUGGGGAAUGGUUGAGAAGGGAUAUAAUGAAGAAGAAGAAGAUAAGCAGGAGCUCAGUGAUCCAACAAUUAUUGGCAAGAUACUCCGGAGUUUAACUCUAAAGUUCAGUCAUGUGGUGUCCUCCAUCAUUGAAUCAAAGGACAUGAGUUCUCUCACCGUUAAAGAACUCAGUGGGUCUCUCGGAGGUCAUGAAGGUAGAUUAGAUCUUGAGCAAGACCACACGGAGGAAGAGGGAGAGGCUGAGGUAGCUUCAGAGGUCGCUUAUGUGGUAAAGGAAGAGGGCGAAGCUCAGAGACCAAAGGCUUUCAAGUGCUGGUACAAGGAUAAAGCUAUGAAUUUUGCUGAAGAGGAAGAGAUUACACACCUUUUCAUGGGCAGUAGAGGUUCAAGCAAUGAACAUGAGAAUGUUUCAUUGCUUGACAGUGGAUACUCAAACCAUAUGACUGUGAAGAUUGGUGACAAAAAUGUUCUUAAGGUGGCUGGGAUUGGUUCUUUGUUAUUUAAAUCAAAAACAGGGAAGCUAAGGGAGCUUAGUAAUGUCCAAGAUAAGGAGUCAAACUCUCUCCUUGCUCAGGUUCAAAUGACACAACACAAGUUGUUCCCUCUCUCAGUUGAUGAAGUAGGGUUAGCUCAUGUUUCUUGCAAAGGAGAUGCAUCUAUUCUUUGCCACAUGAGAUAUGCGUGGGUAUACUUCCUGCAGACUAAGUCACAUGCUUUUAAGAGCUUCAAAAUGUACAAGAUAAUGGCGGAGAAGCAACUUAAGCGGUCCAUCAAGGUUUUGAGGACCGAUAGAGGUGGGGAAUUCACCUCCAGGGAGUUCCAGCUAUUUUGCGAAGAGAACGACGUUAAGUGUCAACUCAUAGCACCUCACACCCCGCAGCAGAACGGCGUUGUGGAACAGAAGAACCGGACGGUCGUAGAGAUGGCACACUGUAUGCUGAUGGAGAAGAGCGUUCCUACUAAUCUAUGGGGAGAAGCUGUCUCCACUGUGGUUACUUGUUAG
Messenger RNA from Dioscorea cayenensis subsp. rotundata (Guinea yam), 1119 nucleotides. RefSeq lists its product as uncharacterized. Lineage: Eukaryota; Viridiplantae; Streptophyta; Magnoliopsida; Dioscoreales; Dioscoreaceae. The transcript is spliced from 7 exons. Gene Ontology annotation, biological process: DNA integration. The record is from RefSeq and is a predicted model, not a curated record. Bases 1 to 1119 code for a protein of 372 amino acids. Gene Ontology annotation, molecular function: nucleic acid binding.